GUAAAGAAGCUUCAACACGAAGGCGGUGGUGAUAUGCGAGGGAGAUCAAUCUUAGUCUUUGCUGGCACCCUCCUGUCUCAUUUUACCUCGAAGGGAAACUUAUUUUCGGAUGCUUUUUCUUUGGAUCCAUUGAAAAACAAAGAUCCAACUGCAAGUUCAUCAUCCGGAUUUUCUCGGCGACAAUGGUUCAAAAUACCUAUUGCUUUGGGAGGUGCUACUAUCUAUGGUAAACUUUUGUCGGGCGCCGUGAAGAAAGUGGCGCGAGGAGAUUUGGAAUAUCCCACUGCCCAUGAAGAUAGAAUAAAAGAUACGAUCAGAAUAGCUGCAAUAGCUUCUAUUCCUGCCGUUCCAAGCAAAAACGAAAACGAUGUAGUCACAAGGCUUGAACGCCCACUUCGUAUAUUGGAGGUCGGGUGUGGUAAAGAUUGUAGAAUCAUACGAAGGAAUUUAUACGACGAUGCUUUCUUCGAUCUUGCAUCCAGUGGUAUAACAAAAAUCGAACUAACUGGUGUGGACAUUCUCUCGCCAUCAACUGAAGCAAUCCAUAGCGCCAAAGAUGUCCUGUCUCAGAGGGUAGAAAGUAGCAAGCUAGAUAUCUCCUUCGAUUAUGUUAAAGGCAGUCUUAUGACAGGGUUAGAUUUUGACGAUGGAUUCUUCGACUGCGUUAUAUGUUCACUCACGCUGUGCUCCGUUGACGACCAAGUUGGAGCUUUGACUGAAAUCAAACGGGUAUUGAGACAAAAAGGUGGUUCUUUUGGCUACGUUGAGCACGUCGCCGUGAAUGGCGAUGAACCCUAUCGAUUAUUGGAGUUUCAACAAGAGCUCUUUGAUGGCUUACAGCAACUGGUGGCUGACAAUUGCCAUUUGCACCGUUUCACGGAGGACAACAUAUAUCGAAUAUUUGGUGUUUCGGAAGGAACAAGCACCGCAAUAGCAAGAGAUCGCUUCCUCGUCGACGAAAUGUGGCCAAUUUCUUGCCAAACGAGUGGUGUAAUAAAAUUAUUAUAGCUUUCAACACGCGCUACAAGCAUAAGAGUGUUUCAAAGGUUUGGUUUCACAACUAAGAAACUACAUUUUUGUAG
This is a messenger RNA of Pseudo-nitzschia multistriata, 1082 nucleotides long. Lineage: Eukaryota; Bacillariophyta; Bacillariophyceae; Bacillariales; Bacillariaceae. The record is from the annotation of a GenBank genome assembly.